Amoebophrya sp. A25 is the source of this 982-nucleotide messenger RNA. NCBI's taxonomy places the organism in Eukaryota, Dinophyceae, Syndiniales, Amoebophryaceae. The record is from the annotation of a GenBank genome assembly.
GUUCUUUCCAUAUGUCGUCUUCGCAAGCCUCUGCUUCUACCAUCUGCCAUCUGCCAUACGAAAUUUCUGUAAUAUAUUCGUUCUUUCUAGUAGUAUCAGAAAGAAGAGCACUCUGAAGCUAAAACAACAACAUGUUGCCCUCUUCGUCCACCUCCUUCACUUCGGCAAGUCGCGACGCGUUUGCGCCAGCUGCGGGCGUACCACCAUUAAGGGUUUCCGAAUUACAUCCCUCACUGCCAUCAUUCACUACCAUCAUUCAAGGGGAAAACUAUAGGUCAAGGAUGUUCUGAAGAAUGCAACUCGGCAACCUAUUCCACUUGAAAUAUCCGCAGAAGGCGAGGACGUGGUGUUAGAGGUUGCCGAAUUGCAUUCUUCAGAACAUCCUUGACCUAUUAUUUUCCCCUUGCCAAGGAUGGUAGAAGUGAGUGCCUCUCUUUUUCUUCAAGAUGUUUCUGAAGAAUGCAAGAAAAAGAAUUCGGCAACCUCUGUCUAAUUUCACGUCCUCGCCUUCUGCGGAUAUUUCAAGUGGAAUACCGCUUCCUGAACGUCGCGAUUCAUAUUCUGCUUAUUCUCUUCGUUGGCCUUGCGUCUGCGUAUACGCUGCGGACGUGUUUGGGGUCGUUCUACUUGUUCUACGAGGAUAAUUUAUUUUAAGGGUACAUCAAGAAAUCUCCCAUUUUCAGAGGCAUCUUGGUUCCGUUUUUAAAGGGACGAAAAGGAGACCCAAGAUGCUGCUCACGAUGGACUUCCAUGAGUUCUAAUUAUUGCUGGAACAACCCGAGGCGGAAGCUGCGAAGCAUAAGGCAACACUAUUGAUGCUCUUUAUGCCGACUAUGGUUUUUUUCGGCUACUGGAAUUGGCUCUCCAAAGAGUUUGUGAGGUAUGCUCCUUGAAGAAGAUGACUAGUGAUCGAAAUCGGGACGCGAAAAUUCGACCUACAAGAAGAAACCGAAGAUGAGUACGAGGUGUAGGAGGAUCUUCG